Messenger RNA from Hyla sarda, 7556 nucleotides. It is a transcript of the gene TGFBR1, whose product is annotated as transforming growth factor beta receptor 1. The record is from RefSeq and is a predicted model, not a curated record. The coding region runs from base 210 to 1736 and encodes 508 amino acids. Gene Ontology annotation, molecular function: transforming growth factor beta receptor activity, type I; ATP binding; activin binding. NCBI's taxonomy places the organism in Eukaryota, Metazoa, Chordata, Amphibia, Anura, Hylidae. The transcript is spliced from 9 exons. Gene Ontology annotation, cellular component: plasma membrane; activin receptor complex. Gene Ontology annotation, biological process: transforming growth factor beta receptor signaling pathway; cellular response to growth factor stimulus; protein phosphorylation.
AAGGGGGGAGAGCUGGGGCGCUGCUUUCGUCACGGCUUGUGUUUUGGAAGGCGAGGACGGCUGGAGAGUUGGCCUGGCCCUACUCGUCCAAUAGGAAACUGAUGAAGAAGGAGGGGUGGCCCCAAUAGCGGAAAAGUCGUGAUAGGCAGUAACGGAGCUAGAGACGGAGACAACAGCAAGGAAGGAAGGAAGCAAGCGCAGGGGAUGUGAUGAGCACAGUUAUUGUCCGGGGGAUGGCUGGCGCUGCUCACUUCGGGCUGCCCGGGCUCUACCUGCUUCUGCUCGCUUGGCAGCUUCCCGACUCCGAGGCAUUAAAAUGUCAUUGUGAGCACUGUAUGAAAGACAACCAGACCUGUGAGACUGAUGGAUUAUGCAUAGCAACUCUAUUAAUACAUCUAGAUGGCAAGGAAACCCAUAACAGCAUGUGUGUUGCCAAUUCUGAUCUUGUUCCUCCAGACCGACCAUUCAUGUGUGCUUCUUCCAAUAACAAUGGUAUAAAUAAUAAUGCACAUUGCUGUAACAAAGAUUUCUGCAAUACAAGAAUUCCAUCACCUACAGUUUCGUCACAAAAGUCUUUUACCACUUUUACCCCUGUGGAGUUGGCAGCUAUUAUCGCCGGUCCUGUAUGUUUCAUCUGUAUUCUUCUGAUGUUUAUUCUGUACAUAUGCCACAACCGUACAGUUAUCCAUCACCGUGUUCCUAGUGAAGAAGACCCUUCAUUGGAUCGGCCAUUUAUAUCUGAAGGGACAACUCUUAAAGACUUAAUAUAUGAUAUGACCACUUCAGGAUCUGGCUCAGGUCUCCCAUUACUUGUGCAAAGAACUAUUGCCAGAACAAUAGUAUUGCAAGAAAGCAUUGGUAAAGGUCGGUUUGGAGAAGUAUGGCGUGGGAAGUGGAGAGGUGAAGAAGUAGCCGUGAAAAUAUUCUCUUCAAGGGAAGAGCGUUCUUGGUUCCGUGAGGCAGAAAUCUACCAAACGGUGAUGUUACGCCAUGAGAAUAUCCUUGGCUUUAUUGCAGCAGACAACAAAGAUAAUGGAACAUGGACUCAGCUGUGGUUGGUUUCUGACUAUCAUGAACAUGGUUCGCUGUUUGAUUACCUAAACAGAUAUACUGUGACUGUGGAAGGAAUGCUAAAGCUGUCAUUAUCCACAGCAAGUGGCCUGGCUCAUCUUCACAUGGAGAUUGUUGGGACGCAAGGAAAACCAGCUAUUGCGCAUAGAGAUCUUAAAUCAAAAAAUAUCCUGGUUAAGAAAAAUGGAACUUGCUGCAUUGCAGAUCUGGGUUUAGCUGUGCGACAUGAUUCUGCUACAGAUACAAUUGACAUUGCACCAAAUCACAGAGUUGGGACAAAAAGGUACAUGGCACCAGAGGUUCUUGAUGAUUCUAUAAACAUGAAACAUUUUGAGUCCUUUAAGCGAGCCGAUAUCUAUGCAAUGGGAUUAGUCUUCUGGGAAAUAGCCCGCCGUUGUUCAAUAGGUGGAAUCCAUGAAGAUUAUCAGUUACCUUACUAUGACCUCGUUCCAUCUGAUCCAUCAGUUGAGGAAAUGCGGAAAGUGGUUUGUGAACAGAAACUGAGGCCAAACAUUCCAAACAGAUGGCAGAGCUGUGAAGCAUUACGUGUGAUGGCCAAAAUAAUGCGAGAAUGUUGGUAUGCCAAUGGGGCUGCAAGGCUCACUGCUUUACGGAUCAAGAAAACAUUGUCACAGCUUAGCCAGCAAGAAGGCAUAAAAAUGUAACUCCUCAUCCUGGUCUGAAAUGCACCAUUUGUUUCUCUACCUGGUUUGCCUGAUCUGAAGAAACAGUGUUCUACCUCGCUGAGGGAACAGUCUAACAAUGCUGCCUUUUUGAAAUGUCAUAGGAUAAACCUGCGGCCCAUUGCAUACAUACAAGAACUCUCCAUUUACAUUGUAUGCUUUGAUCGCCAUCUUCCCAGGACAUUUUGUAAAUGUGUAUUUAGAGAGAUUUCUAAUGAUACAAUUGAACAUAUGCUGGUUUUACCCUUCUUUCCUGUUAUUUAAUUCCUCCCUUACCCCAUAGCCCACCCGCCAACUUUUGGACGUUUUGAAAAUGCCAGGAAUAUGUCUGGAUUUUUACUAUUCCAGGUACAAUUUAGCUUUCCUUCUAGUAUGUUUUAGACGUUUUGGAAGCCUUUCAAAAUUGUGUUGCUUAAAAAUACCUCAUAAUGAUUUGGGGAUAUUAUGCAAAUUGGUUUUUAUACAGUACUAUAUUACAUGCCUUCAGAAAUCUAAUUGUAUUACCGGUAAGUGCCACGCACAAUAUAUAUGUGUAUAUCUUAUUGUUUGCUUUGUUUUUCUUUUUUGUUUUUCUUUUUACUUUAACCACAGUACCUAAGAUUUUAUGCAACAGUUUGCUUUGCAUUUUACGCAAAGACAUGAAUGCUGGUUAGAAAAAACAAGAGAUUUUAUAAACCAAAUGAUUUUUGUCAGCAAACAAUGACAAGCAUUGUUUACUUGUGUUUACUAUGCCAGUCCCAUUUUAAGCAUUAAAGGGUUUUAUGUAAAUAUACCUUUUAUCAUUGUAUAAAUAGCUGCAGAGCUGUUAGAAUAUAGAUUUGAUGACUCUAGGGCUAAAAACAGACACCAUUUUUGUAAGAAAAACAAAAAAAAUAAAAAAAAAAUACUGCAGCCAGAUAUCGAUAGGGAAAUAUGAAACACCAGACCAACAUGGCAUAUAUUUUAUUUGAAUUUUUUUAAAAAAAAAUUUUUAAUAGAAAUUGUGGCUUUUUUCUUUCAUUAGGUUGAAAAAUUGUCAUGUGGCAUUUUUUUUUUUAAAUUUUUUUUUAUUUUUAUGCCCCAUUCUUCAAUAGAAAUUCUUGAGUCACAUGAUAAAAGAAUCACAUGACUUUUAAUGAGAAAAUUGCACAAGAUAAGUAGAUGAAAAAGUCGAAUUGCAAAAAAAAAGCCUAUACUAAUACACAUAAUUUUAUUACAAUUUUUUAUGCCACAAAAACUGCUUUGUGGAGGAGAAAGAUGAACGGACAAAGUGCGUCUGUUCGUAGCCUAAGGUUUCAGCCACAUUUCUGACAGAAAACAGUUGCUGAUCCAUGGCAGAAAUUGGAGUCAUGCCCUCUGAUUUCUGUCAACAUUCUAUAAUGGGGUUCAUCCCUGUUCCAGGCUGUUCCCUCGUUACAAAAUCCUUUGGAGGAAUCUGUGCUGCAUAAACUAUACUGUGGCUUCCCAUUGAAAACCACAGGAUGCCAUUUAAUGAGGAUUUCUACACACAGUGACAUGUUAUACCAAGGAUUACUCUUCUAAAUCAGCAUGUCCUACAUGUGGAUUUUUGAUGCAGAUUGGACCCAUUUUAUUGCAAGGGGUUAAAUGACACAAAAUGCAUUAGUUAAACUUGCUGGUUUGUCUGUGGAAUAAAUUUAUACCACAGCCGAAGAGAAAGAAAGAUGCGGACAGCUCUAUGCACUGUGCAGUUGAAAUAAUCAGAAUAGAUUUACUGAACCUGAAUUUGAACACUAAAUGAUCUCCACUUACUGAAUGGGGAAUUGAACCCUGAAGUAGAUUGGUCACACAGCUUCUAUUACAUGGUCCAUUAAAGAGUACCUGUCAUCAACCAUAUUUUCUAAACUAACUCAGAUUAUAUUCCAUAACUACUGCUAACACCCCUCAUACCGGCCCGUUCGCGGAAAAAUAAAAGUUAUAGGGGUCAGAAGAUGAGAAUUUUUGACGUAUACAUUUUCCUGCAUGUAGUUCUGAUUUUUUUUUCAGAACUACGACAAAAUCAAACCUAUAUAAGUAGGGUAUAAUUGUAAUCGUAUGGACCUACAGAAUCAAGAUAAGGUGUCAUUUUUACCAAAAAAUGCACUGCGUAGAGACGGAAUCCCCCAAAAGUUACAAAAUUGCUUUUUUUUUCCUUCAAUUUUGUCGCUCCCCAUGUCCUGCACUUCCUGAGUUUGGUCUCCUGCCAGGCCGGGAGGAAACCAAACUAAGUGUUUGACUUGCACAGGGAACAGAACAGAGCCACCUAGUGGCUGUUUUUUUUCAAUCACAUUAACAACAUAUAAAGGUUGAGAAUUUUAACAGCAAGUAAAUAACAAUGUGUCUUAUAAUUACAUAAGGAACAAUAUAUGAAAAGUUUUUAGUUUGGUGACAGUUACUCUUUAAGCUUAUGCAAAAUCUGAAAGCUUAUUAGGGUAUGUUCACACGUACAGGAUCUGUUGCAUAUUUUGUCCAGCUGAUUUUUGCUACCUAUUAACUUUAAUAGGUAGCAAAAUCAGCAGCAAAAAUAUGCAGCGAUAAAAGGAUUAUUAAAGGGGGGCUCUGACAAAGAAAUGGUUUUUGCUAUUGGUCAGUCACUAUCUAAAAGCACUGCUUGUACAAAACAAUUUCAAAACAUAAAAAUAAAGUUAGAAUGAAAAGAUGUGACAUCCCUCAUACUGUGUAUCAGUUCACACUGUUUAAAAGAUCUGUCUGUAGUCAUUGAAUGGUAACUUUUAUUAUUUCCAGUAGAUGACCGAUCCUGGUGCACAGCUCGAUAUAGUGCAGCUGUUAGAGCUUGCCUUUCUACAGUGAAGGUUUCUAUUCAAUGUCUUUAGGCAGAGAUUUGGGCAUCUUUGGGUGAAUUGAUAAAAAGUAUGUAAGAAGAUUAUGUAACUUUCCAUUUUACAAUGCUGCAUAAAAUGAAAUCAGAAUACCUCUUUAAGAUUAAAUACAGGCAUUCAGAUUACAGUAUUUUAUUCCUAUUUGUAGGACCAAAAACUAAAUGUUAUGAAAUACUUUGCCUAUGUCAUUGCUAGAUGUUUCGAUCUCCCGUACAAAGGCCCGGCUCUGCUCUUGUAAUGAUGUCACACCCAGUAUGGAAGCUGGGAGAGGCGGAGGCACAUGAACUCUGUGUCUCUGCCUAAUCCUUUGAGAUGAAUGGAGGGGGUCUGUUUGUACCAGCUUCCAUGCCGGGUAUGACCCUCGCAUUAGAGGAGCAGAGUCAGGGCCCAGCAUGGGAGAUUGUGGGGGGUCUCAGCAGUAAGGCCCCUCCGUGAACAGACUAUUAUCCCCUAUCCUGCGAAUAGGGGAUAAGUUUGUUCCGUCACUUAUCUCCUUUAAUAUACAGGUGAAUCUGCAGAUAGAUGCUGAUUUGCCACUGUGAAUUUCCUUGCACAUUUUCUUUAGGAAAUUCACUGUGUGAACAUAAACUUACUUGGAGAGCAUAGUAGACCUGACAGAAUCCCUUAGGGUGCGUUUACACGCUCUUUGUUUUUGCGGGUUUUCCGCAGCAUGUUUGAAAGGGGCGGGCUCUUUCGGCUUUCCAUAGCAGAUUGUCCGCGGCGUAAUUUAUGCUGCAGAAAAUCCGCCGCAGUCCCUACUGACUUCAAUGGGGCUUGCGGCGGAUUUUCCGCAGAGUAAAUUCCUCCGUGGAAAAUCUGCUGCGGACAGCCGAGAAGAGCCCGCACCCUUUCAAAUACGCUGCGGAAAACCCGCAAAAACAAAGAGCGUGUGAACGCACCCUAAAAGGGGUACUCCGGUGGAAAACAUAUUUUUUUUAAUCAACUGGUGCCAGAAAGUUAAACAGAUUUGUAAAUUACUAAAAAAUGGUGCAGCUCACAACCAAAAAUCUGAGGAUACCGGAACCCCCCGGCCAAAAUAGCAUCAAAAUAGAAUAAAGUAUAAUCACUCCUCAAAGAUUUCACCUACUUCUAUUAAAAAAAUCUUUAUCCUUCCAGUACUACUUAGCUGCUAUAUACUACAGAGAAAGUUCUUUUCUUUUUGGAUUUCUUUUUUGUCUUGUCGACAGUGCUCUCUGCUAACACCUCUGUCCGUAUCAGGAGCAAAUCCCCAUAGCAAACCUAUGCUGCUCUGGACAGUUCCUGAUAUGGACAGAGAGCACCAGUUGAUUAAAAAAAAGUACCCCUUUAAAUAUUUACCCAUUAUGGGAAAAUGAUAUAUUUAUUUAGCAGAACUAUUCUUCUUGUAAUAUGCUUUAAAUCCAGAUUAUGACCAGGAACAGAUAUGCCAAUAGAAUUCUGUAAUAUUAGCAUACUUUUAGAUUUGUCAGGCAUAGUUUUAAAUGAAAGCGUCUAGAUUUUUUAAGCAUUGUUGGUUUAACGUUAAUUGUAAAGUAAUGCAAGAAUAUGGUCUAGUUGUUUUCAUGUCAUAAUAAGACUUGCCAGUAUUAGUUGCUUGGUUUUCUGUGUAGUAGAACAAUAUAUGCAUUAUACUAUGCACUUGAACGGGAAAACCCCUCUGUCUGCAGAAGUGCCAAUUCAUAAUGCACAUUUUUCUUUUUUUAAUACAUGGGACCAAUUGUGGUACAUUUUUAAUGCAUGGAAUUUAUAGUUCUCACUUCUUUUCUUUUAUUGGCCCACUAUGUUCUAGGUGUUCUAUUAGUAGGAAAAGCCGGAAAGAGCACAUUUGUUGUUCCAUAGUUUUUACUUCCAAAGAACCAGCAUUAUGAAACCUUUUGGUCUACAUGUGUAGAUCUGAUCGCAGGACCAAUUCACAUACCAUUGCGGAUUCUGGCUUAGGAUAGUAAUAUAUAGGUCAAUUGCAUCCACUAAAAAUAGAUUUGUUGCAACAGCAUUUUAAUAGUUUUAAAACCAGUUUUUUACCUUUUUGUAUAGACAUCUGUGCCCUAUAAAAUAUGAAUACCUUCUAGAAUUUAAAAACCCUUUUUGAGCCCAGUUUUUAUAUAGCUGUCACCUUUUACAAAUAGAAUAUUCAGGCUUUCAAAAAAGAAAACUGAUUGUAUACACACAUUGCUGACAAAUUAUACAGGUAUUGUCGUGCCAUGAAACUCUGUGCCAUCCUGGUUUUACAAGAGUGCAUUGUGCUUUAAAUUUGUGUAACCUCUCGAAGCCAUCAAUUCUGUAAAUACGUAAAGGGGUAUUCCCAUCUCAGCUUGUCAUCCUCUAUCCAUUGAAUAGGGGAUAACAAGCUGAUUGGUGGGUGUUCAUUCAUUCCGGGACAAUUUUCAGGAUCGGUGAGGGUCCUGCCGAUUGGACCCCCAAGAAUUUUCUUAUUACCUAGUCUGAAACUAAGGGAUAACAAGCUGAGAUAGGGAUACCCCUUUAAGAACGGAAUGGUUUCCUGUGUUCUGAAAGGUUAAAAAGCUCAAGGUAUUGUACCUCGUGUAAAUAAAUUAAAUAAGUGCAUUUAUUUGUUAACAAUUCUUUUCCAUAACCUGUAGAAGUGGUACUGAUACUUCCUGUAUUUGUUUCUAGAAACCUCUAAAUUUUUUAUGCACAUUUUAUUAUUGUAUUUUGUUUCUUUGCACAGCUUAUUGGCAGUGCUCUGAAAUCAUCACGUGAGAGGACAUUUUCAUAAUAGAUUUGCAAAUCUUGUAUAUUAGUGUCUUUUUAGGUUUACAUACCUUUUAUCAAGAUGUGUGUAUAAUUUCUGAAGUUUUACAUUCGUAGAAAUGUCUACAGCUGUUUUGUAAAUAGGGUUCUAGCUUUGUGAUUGCUGAGUGUUAACAUAGUUAUGUAGAAAUCAAAAUAAAGCAAUGCAAGUAUUUUUCACGGAAUGUUACGGACAUUUUAUGUGAAAGGUUUCAUUAAAAUGAAAAUCAAUUAGCAAACUUUGUUUGAUGUUUAU